Cladocopium goreaui is the source of this 342-nucleotide messenger RNA. The record is from the annotation of a GenBank genome assembly. Lineage: Eukaryota; Dinophyceae; Suessiales; Symbiodiniaceae.
AUGCCCAAAGAUAAGGCUUAUGUCUUCGGAUCAGCUACAGCUAUGGCGCGGAAACGUCGCAGACCCAAGAGCUCCAAGCGAGGCAAAGGACGUCGAAAAAGCCCCAGACGUCGCAAAAAUAAGCGCAAAGACUCCAGUUCAGAGGAUGAAAAGCAGCCCAGUGGCAUAAAGCUCUUUGUUGGCCGGUUGCCUCAUGAGGUGACGGAGCAGCAACUCCGAAGUCUGUUCCAAGGUGUCGGUGAAGUGAAGGAGGUCUUCGUGAUCAAUCAGGCUCCCCAAGGGGGCUGUGCCUUUGUACGCCUGGCCACGGUGGAACAGGCCUCUUGGAGAUCUUGGAGGUAA